AUGUGGACCAACGCCCUCGGAGGCCGUCGAGAAGGCAGCACCAAGAUCCCCCGCCUGACGACUCAGAUCGUCCCGUUCUCGCGCAGCUCCUCCCCAGUAUUGCUAGAGGAGUACAACAUCAUCGGGAGACAUCUUCUCCACGAGGUACCUCUCUCCGAACAAUCCUCACACCCAGAGCUGACGCCACUCCAGAUGACCCACAUCCUCUUCAACACCAUCGACGCCCAGACCCGUGACCGCAACGGCGUUCUUCGAGUAGCAUACAUGCACGAGCAGAGUCUUCGCCUGGCUCGUAGUGACCCGGCGUUGUCCCGUCGCAAUGCGGAUAAUUAUGCUUGUUUUGCGAUGGCGGCGUAUUAUCCGAGGGGGUGCUGGUCUUUUGACCCGGAUCGGAUGAUUGGGUCGUGUCGAGUGAGGGACGAAUUGAAGGUCUGA
Zymoseptoria tritici IPO323 is the source of this 435-nucleotide messenger RNA. RefSeq lists its product as uncharacterized. The record is from RefSeq and is a predicted model, not a curated record. The coding region runs from base 1 to 435 and encodes 144 amino acids. The transcript has a single exon. Lineage: Eukaryota; Fungi; Ascomycota; Dothideomycetes; Mycosphaerellales; Mycosphaerellaceae. Gene Ontology annotation, molecular function: metallopeptidase activity.